CGAAACGAUCGUCGGUGGAAACGGUUAAAGGAAAUGGGAAUAUCGAUUUAGCGAUCUUUAGCGUUUAUUAGUGAACGUCAUGUAUAUAUAUAUAUAUGGUGGAAGGUUAGGUGACUGGCAUGUUGGUCAUAUCAUAGUAGUGUUAAACAGUAACCGUCGUCCAUUGCGGUAUCGUUAAAGUAACAAGAAAGAUCUAGAAGAUCAAUCGUUCUGUAAUUUGGAUUCCAACUGAACGAACGAAUGAAGGAAUGAACGAACGAUCGAUAGGUCGAUCGAUCGGCCGAUCGAUCCAACAGGAAACCACAAGAGCUGACUAGAAAGAAGAUUUAAAAGGAUUAGAAAGGGAAAAGGGAAUGUGAACCGCGCCCACGAAGAUAAAUCGGUGGAAAGGCAAAGAGGUGGCGUUGUUAUCGGUCGGAGGGGGACUACCCGGAGAGUGAAAAAGAUAACAAAAAGAAGAGAAAGAAGAGAGAGUGAAAGAGAGAAGAGAGAAGAGAGAAGAGAGAGAGAGAGAGAGAGAAAACGACAUCGAGUAAGUAGUGUUGGUCGUUGACGUUGGCGUUCGUAGACAAUCGUUAAUUUUCGUAUGAAGUCGGGUUUGCGAGGCGGGGUUUAGGCGGGGUCGAUACGCGACCUAGCGCGUUUUCUCUUCGCUUCCGUACAGCGUCGUUCUAAUCGCAGAGCCGUAUCGAAAAGCGAACAGUACUACUCGGCUAGUAUCGCCGUUGCUCGGCGCCACCGCCGACGCCACUGUGUGCUCGCGAUUCUCGUCCUCUCCCUGAGAAGAGAUUAAGUGAAGUCAACAUGGAGGCCUGUGAAAAGAAACCACUGGUUAAAAAUUUGAAUGAACAUAUCGUCUGUCCACUCUGCAGGGGCUACCUCGUUGAUGCUACAACCCUCACGGAGUGUUUACAUUCUUUUUGCAGAGGAUGCAUUGUCAGACGUUUGAGUAGCGGUGCCCGAUUGUGUCCUGUUUGCAACGUAUCAGCAUCCCCACCACUUUUACCGGAUGCACGACUACAGAGAUUGGUGUAUCUGGUUGUUCCGGGUUUGUACCGUUCGGAACUCGAACGCAGACGACACUUCCGUUUGGUAAAUCCACAAUGUCCGCCAUUACCGCAACCGUUCGGUGCAUUGGAGCUAACAUUGGACGAUUUGGUUAGUUUGAGUCUUCGAGAAUUGACUGAUACAAAUAAUGACGAUAUUAGAGGAGAAAGAUCGUCGAAAAUGGGUUUGGAAGAGAAUAAGGGUAACGAGGGAUGUAAUAUUCGGGAACCUACUACGAGAUAUAUGAAAUGUUCGGCAGCCGUGACGGUCCGUCAUUUGAUUCGUUUGUUAACCUCAAAAAGAGGCUGGGAAGAAACUAAUUCCGGAGUUAACGUUAUUAAUAGGAUUGAAAUGACGUGCGAGGAUUACAACAAAGGUUGUGGUGAUCAUUGGAAACCAAAUGUUUUGGAAAUGUCUUGGACGUUGUUGGACUUGGCUUGUAUUUUCGGAUGGAAACAGGAGGCGCCAUUGAAAUUAUUUUAUCGUAUCGUUCGCAAGGAAGAAACAACAACGGCAUCAACUUCCAAAUCAAAUCCGUGCAACGAAGAUACGAAUAAGGACGGUCCUACGAUAGAAAAUAUUCAAAGACCACCAACCCCGCCGCCGAGUCCGAAGCCAGUUCAAGAAAAUGAAGUUGAAUCACGUCGUACGUUUGGAACCGGCACGGAAACAGUUCCUCCACCUCCGCCUCCUCCUCCUCCUCCUCCUCCUUCUUCUUCUUCUUCGUCUAUUCCUUCACGUGCAUUGGAAAGUACGAAAGAACGAGACAAAGAGACGAAAUCAAAGAAACCCCGUUGCGAGGUAACACCAGUGAUGAGAGCUCCGGAUCCCGUAGGCAUCCCGUCGUCGGUCACGAUGCAACAGAACAAUAAUAAUCAUGCUUCCGAGAGUUCAAGGACCAAGGAAUUAGCUAGGUUGGAACAUCGGAAGCGAAGGAAACGACGAAACAAACGAGUAAUCGCGGAAAUAACGACUACGCCGAGAGAGGAUCUCCUUAAGUUGAAGGUCAGGUUAACUCCUUGUCCACCGAGAAUUACUUCGAGCAAUAACGGCGGUCAAGCUAAAGAGAAAUUAUUACAAAUGAGGGCCGUAAGACGAGAAAAGAUCAAGGCAAGCGCAUUGAGUCAACAACGUUCGGUUAAUUUACUGAAAGAUGAUAAUAAUAUUGUCAAGGAAAAUCUAAUGGAAUCCGAAGAAACGAUAGAGGAUAUCAUUGAUUGUAUACCGGACGAGGUGGUACGCGUAGCACAAAACAUUCCCGUACCACCGCAGGAUGAAAAGAAAUCUAACGAAAAAAAGGAUAAUCAAAAAUCGUCAGCCAAAUUAUCGAUUCGUCAGAAGGAAGACACGCAGAUCGAGACGCGUAAAUUGUCUAUCGAAGAAACCAAAGGAACGACAACAACGUUAACAACGACGACAACUACAUCAUCAACAGCAGCAGCAGCAGCAGCAGCAACAACAGCAAUAACAACAAUUCCAAUUGAACGUCCAAAGAAAGACGAAGAAAUUUUACGCAGGUUAGGUUUGGUCAAGAUAAACGAGGCUAACGAAUCGACGCGGGAGAAAACGAAACAACGGGGCCAAAAUUAUAACGACAAGCCUAACGAUCUUGAUCGGGAAAAAUUGGAAAAACAAUUGCGCGAGAGUAAAGCCAAUCGGGUUAGGAGUUUAUUAGCGGAAAAACAAAUGCGCGACGCUUUGAAAGGUAUAAUGUCGACGAAAACGAAAGAAGAAGUUAAUAAUACAUCGUCGAGUUCGAUGCAAUUAACAACAACAGCAGCAACAGCAUCAGCAUCACCAUCAUCAUCAACAACAUCAACAACAACAACAACAACAACAACCGGUAAUACAAUUCCCUGCCCAAAAAAGAAGGGUCCACCUCCGUUGGCACCUUUACGAGCGGUCAAACCUUCCUCCUCCUCUUCUGGAUUCACCGUGACGAGUACAAUGGUGGAUUCGAACAACCCAAAAUACGAGACACCUUUAGAUCUGAGCAGCGGUGGCGGUGGCAGUGGUGGGACUGUUAACGACAACGUACUCGAUUUGUCAUCGACGUUGCAGAGUUCCUCCGUAGGUUUUUCAGCGUCAUCAGCAUCCUCCUCGCCAUCUUCUUCUUUUUCCUCCUCAAAUUCAUCAUUAUCCUCCUCGUCCUUAUCUUCCUCAUCUUCUUCUUCUUCGUCUUCUUCUUCAUCAUCUUCUUCUUCUUCAUCUUCGUCUUCGUCCAUCUGUAUACCACCUUCUUUGCCUUUACUCAGACCCCAACAAACCAGCCUCAAUAUGGGAAGCUUCAUUCGCAAAACUAAGGAAACGGAACAACGUAAAGGACAAGAUACUAAUCUACGAACAUUAUCGGACGCUGCUGUUUCACGUCUAAGCGGGUGCAUCAACGACAAGAAUUCAAUGGUGGAACCACUUCUACUUGGCUCUAAUAGUAUCGCUGCGAGCAAGGUUGCAUUACGUAUCCCACAACCACAUCAUCGGUUAUCGUCUAAUUAUGGUAUGAAAAAUAAACCAAAUCUUGGUAUAAGACACAUACCUAAUCCACAAGCUGUUGUUGCUUCUCAAUACAGAAAUCAAAGAGCCAUUUAUUUCAACAGCCUUUCCCAGCAUCCGCCGUAACACCUAUCGUCAUUCGUGGAUCAUUUAGCCACGUAGGCUUUUACCAAGCCGCACCUAUCCUUAUUAUUAUUAUUAUUAUUAUUAUUAUUCAUCCGCCUUCUUAUCUUUCUUUCUUUUUUUUUUUUCUAUCUAAUAUAUAUAUAUAUAAAAGAAAUACCAAAAGAACAUUCCUAUAACAUUAAUCAUGUCGCUCAAAUAUUAUAAUAUUUAUCUAUUAUGCCUAAAAAAACAUCAUAUAACAUAUAAUAGUUUAAAUGUAAAUGUCGCCGAGUGGUGUUGUGUAAAAUAUCUGCAACUAAAAAUCCUAACUUCCCGAUUAUAUUAAAUAUCAAAGAUUUUACCUAACUCGUAUGCGAUACAAACUGCCAAUUAAGAAAUGAAAUAACGAAUAUUCUUAUUCUUACGGUGAUAUCGCCUAGAUAUUUUUUUUUCCUUUGUAACAAUGUGUUUCCUAUAACGCUAUAUAGUAUAGCAUGCGUGCAUGAUGGUCUCUCUCUCUCUCUCUCUCUCUCUCUCUUGUGAUAAAACCGAAUAGUAACAUAAUAACGUUCGAAUUUCAAUUCCAAAGCAAAACUUUAUUCAGUUAUCCUAUUUUUCUUUUUCUUUUUCUUUUUUUUAUUACAAAUCAACACAAAUAUAUUUUUAAAUAAUAUACUUUCUUUUAUUAACCCAUUUUUAAACGAACAGGUAACAUUCGAUAUGGGAAAAUAAUCGAUUUGUACUUUUUUUUUUUUUGUUUUUUUUUUUUUUUUCGAAUGAAGCUCAAUUCUAAGAUUCGAAUGGGUUAAAAAUGUUCAUUUAAUUUACAAAAUAUUAUUAAAAUAUAUUUGUAUAAGAAUAAUAAUAAUAAUGAAAUAAAGUAAAACAGAACGAGAAAAUACUUUCCUACGAGACGAACAAACCAAACCAAAAAAAAAAUAAAAUAAAAUAAAAUAAUAAAAAAAAAAGAAGAAAGAUGAUCGAUAUAUUAUUAUAUCGUUCGAAAGAUCUAAGACGAAUUUUUCUCGUUUUAUUAUUAUUAAUUAUCUCCCCGCGCGUUUUAUGUGAUAUAUUAAUUAAUUAUUUUCGUUGGAAAAAAAACCCACAAAAAAAAAAACAAAAAAAGGAAAAAACAAUUUAUAUUAUCGUCAUCGCUUCCUCAACCCUCCCCAAUCCCCACCCCCCUACCGGUGCGUUAUUAUUGAAAAGCACACGGGGGUGUCGUGCAUAUCUACUUUGUCGUCUUCGUUGAAAAAAACCGAAAACGCCAUCGAGAAACCCGUAUUGUUACUGUAUACCUAGUUAAUAUAUGUGUGUGUACGCGUGUAUGUGUGUGUGUGUGUGUGUUAAGCGUUACGAAGAUGACGAAAAAUAAACGAUAGAAUGGGGUACAGGGGGGAGGGAAGUGAGGGUAGUUAGGGGAAAAAAAAAAUUAAGAAUAA
Molecule: messenger RNA, 5087 nt
Organism: Polistes canadensis
Lineage: Eukaryota; Metazoa; Arthropoda; Insecta; Hymenoptera; Vespidae
Product: polycomb group protein Psc-like
Exons: 4
Coding region: 805-3666 (953 amino acids)
Biological process (GO): negative regulation of transcription by RNA polymerase II
Cellular component (GO): PRC1 complex
Molecular function (GO): promoter-specific chromatin binding; metal ion binding
Source: RefSeq, a predicted model, not a curated record